AUGUGGGGUUUCGAUGUCUACUACCCACAUUUAAGAAUAUUUUCUCAAUUUCAGAUGAACUUAAAUUCAUAUCGCAGUAGAGGCAGGCCAGAGAUGAGCGUGAAAGUUGGGCACAAGAGCAAGUUAGCGGACCUGCUGCGCUACCGCAUCCGCGCAGUUACCAAUGACGGAAAGGCCUUUGUCGGAGAGCUUCUCGCGUUCGAUGCACACAUGAACCUGGUACUGGCAGAGUGCGUUGAGCACAGGAUUCCUAGCACACAAGUGCAGAGCCUCAAGGCCAAAGCAAAGGAAGUAGACGCACAGCCCAAAAUCGAGACCCGCACACUGGGACUGGUGGUAUUAAGAGGUGACCAAGUGCUGACCACCGUGGUCGAAAGCGGCCCCACAAUGAGCAAGAGAGAACGCGCCGUCGCGCAUGACAGGAAGCAAGCCCAGCUGAACAAACACAAGCGCAAGGGCAAGGGCGUCGUGCGGCCCGGCGCCUCGAAUAACGCCGUGGCGCCGGCCCCGGGUUUCCAGAGAACCUCUCAGCCGCAGCCGCGGCCAUUCCAGCCGCCUCCGGGCUUCAGGAGGCGAUGA
Molecule: messenger RNA, 579 nt
Organism: Lachancea thermotolerans CBS 6340
Lineage: Eukaryota; Fungi; Ascomycota; Saccharomycetes; Saccharomycetales; Saccharomycetaceae
Gene: SMB1
Product: mRNA splicing protein SMB1
Exons: 1
Coding region: 1-579 (192 amino acids)
Biological process (GO): mRNA splicing, via spliceosome
Cellular component (GO): cytoplasm; U1 snRNP; U2 snRNP
Molecular function (GO): RNA binding
Source: RefSeq, a predicted model, not a curated record